GUAUCCCGUGCUCGGCCCGGUAAAUCGGAGAAUGAGAGAAGUUCGAUUCGCCUGCUCCGCUUCUCGUUCUCUCACCGGCCUCCCUUCUCCUUCGCCGCCGUCUCCCGACCCCGGCGGCGCAUCCUCCCCUUCCUCUCCUCCUCGCCGUUGAUUUGGUCUCGGGUACCAUGGCGAGAUUAGUGUCGACCGCCCUCGUCAGGGGUCUCAUGAGAUCCUCCCGUCCAUCAAGCGCAGCUGCUGUGUCACAACCCGCUAUCCAGAAGUUUAUGAACUACUCGUCAGGUCUUGGUGGUGCUCCUAAUGCAAUUGGGGACUCAACUACGACACGAGUAGCUGCUGAUCCUGAUACGCAUCAAGAUUUUCAGCCAACAAGCAAAAGUUCAGAAAUGUCUUUUGAUGACAUCGUUGCUCAGGAUAUCAAGGAGCACCCUGUUGUAAUCUAUAUGAAGGGUUAUCCUGAUGCUCCUAGGUGUGGAUUCAGUGCAUUAGCAGUCAAGGUCCUCCAGCAGUAUGGUGUUCCGAUCAGCGCUAGAGAUAUUCUGUCAGAUCUCAAGCUCAAAGAGACUGUUAAAGCAUACAGUAACUGGCCUACGUUCCCACAAAUAUUUAUCAAAGGAGAGUUCGUUGGUGGAUCUGAUAUCAUACUCAGCAUGCACCAGAAGGGUGAACUGAAGGAACUGCUUGGCGACAUUGCACAAAAAGGCGAACAAAAUGAUUCCUCAUGAAACAAGUCAUAGUAUCCAUUGCAUAGCAAAGACUGGAUGUCUUUCUCAGACGAUUUUGGGUGACCUUGCAAUGUCAGUGGCUUUGGAUAUGAAUUUUUGGUUCUGAUCGUGCCAAUUAUGAUGAAGACCCCUCCGGGACUCAAAACAGGAGUAACCAAAGUUAUCUUGCUUGAUAAAUAAAUGCUACUGCACGACACCGUUCUUUGAUGCAUCUUGCUGACUACCUUAGUUUGAGCUUGAUAAUGCAUGGGCACUAAGUUUCUUUUCAUUUGAAGUGGAUGCUCUUCGAAAUGUAUAAUUAAUCUUUGAUGCUUAUACGCACCAAGGUUGCAUUGCAUUCUUUACUACCA
This is a messenger RNA of Panicum virgatum (switchgrass), 1075 nucleotides long. Its product is annotated as monothiol glutaredoxin-S4, mitochondrial-like. The transcript is spliced from 7 exons. Bases 168 to 725 code for a protein of 185 amino acids. Lineage: Eukaryota; Viridiplantae; Streptophyta; Magnoliopsida; Poales; Poaceae. The record is from RefSeq and is a predicted model, not a curated record.